Molecule: messenger RNA, 1818 nt
Organism: Fonsecaea monophora
Lineage: Eukaryota; Fungi; Ascomycota; Eurotiomycetes; Chaetothyriales; Herpotrichiellaceae
Exons: 6
Coding region: 1-1818 (605 amino acids)
Biological process (GO): carbohydrate metabolic process
Molecular function (GO): hydrolase activity, acting on carbon-nitrogen (but not peptide) bonds
Source: RefSeq, a predicted model, not a curated record
AUGGCUGAAGGCUCGAGCUCGUUUCUUGGACUCGAGGGUCUUCAUGUUUUCGUCACCGGAUCAGCUGGUGGAAUUGGAGGUGCCGCGGUAAAAGAAUUUCUCGAGCAGUCGUCCAGGCUCUUCACGACUCAAGGUGACCUGACGUCUGAAAAGUCUGUCGCUGAAGCAUUCCAAGCUGCGACCGGCCACUUUGGCGCACUCAAUAUCUUGAUAGCCAACGCGGGUAUCACGGACGAAAGCUCUCAUCCACCGAUAUGGGAAAUAAAGGAGAGUCUGUGGGACAAGGUCAAUGGCAACAACGUCAAGGGCACUUUUCUGACGGUCAAGCAUUUCUUACUCUCGGUGAAGACGGCACAAGAGGCAAAGGGAGCUGAACUUGACAAUGUUUCCAUUGUCAUCAUUGGCUCCGAGACCGGGAAGUUUGGCCAAGAAGGACAUGCAGAAUAUGCAUCUGGCAAGGCGGGCCUCCAAUACGGUCUCGUUCGCACAGUGAAGAACGAAAUUGUUCGCCUAAACUCCAAAGCCCGGAUCAAUGCCGUGGCACCCGGAUGGGUGAAUACCUCUCUCAUUGGUGAUCGCUUGGACGAUCCGAGGGAGAUGUGGGCAGAAUGUCAAGCGACGGUUGCACUGAAGAAGAUCGCACAGCCCGAAGACGUAGCACGGGCAAUGGCAUUCUUGGCUAGCCACCGUGCAGCUGGCCAUAUCUCCGGAGAAUGCAUUUCCGUCGACGGUGGGAUGGAAGGCCGGAUCAUCUGGCGAGAGGAGCAAGUCUUGGGAAACAAUAAAAAGGAAUCCACGCUCCAGAUGGUCACCAUACCCGCCUCCUUGACUCCAGCGACUCCAGCGACAAGAAAACGACGAAUCCGCAUUUGUCUCUCUGUUGAUUUUGACGCCAUUUCAGGUUAUCUAGGCACAGGUCAUGAUCCCCAAAAUACCCUCUCCGACUACUCGGCCGGCAUUUUCAGCGCCAACGUUGGGGUGGGCAGACUGCUGCGCCUGUUCAAGAAACACGGCAUCUCCGAUAAACUCACCUGGUUUGUCCCCGGUCACAGUCUUGAGACGUUCCCAUUGCAAGCACGGGAGAUUGCUGAGAGCGGAGCGGAGAUCGGAAUACAUGGAUAUAGCCACGAGGGGGCAUAUGCAAUGACCGUUCAACAGGAGAAGGAUGUUUUGCAGAAAUGCAUCGGCCUGAUAAGCGAGCUCAGACAAGGUAAGAGACCAGUUGGAUAUCGAGCACCGCUAUACCAAAUCCGUGAGACGACUGUCAAGCUCCUCCAAGACCACGACUUUCUUUACGACAGUAGCAUGAACGCCCACGACUCUUUGCCUUACUUCCUGGUGAACCCCUUUCCACAAGAACCACCGCAUGUCCCGGACUAUAAGAAAGAGGCCAGCACUUGGAUGGUCCCCACCAAAAUACCCGAACAGCCACAGUCAGGCACCGCUGAAGCCAACAAGGCUCUGGUGGAGAUACCCUCGAGCUGGUAUACAGAGGACAUGACGCCUCUUGGAUUUUACCCUUAUGCAGCCAACACACAAGGGUACGUUGGAGUCGACCUUGUCGAAAAGAUGUGGUGGGACAGGUUCGAAUGGCUAUGGGAGAAUGAAAGUUGGUUGGAUGAAGGGCCUGGGAAAGGCUACGGCGCGGUGUAUCCCAUGAUCUGGCAUCCUGAAAGUGCGGGUCGGGCACAUAUCGUGGGCAUGAUUGAUCGAUUCAUUGGAAAGCUCGUGCAACGGCAAAAGGCAGCAGGGGACGGCGAGAUCACGUUCGAGACGAUGGAAGGGGUCGCCCAGAGUUGGAAACAGAAACGCUCGUAG